AUGGCACAAGCAUAUGAAGUUCUCAAGGCGAAAUGGAAAAAGCGACAAGAUACACAGACAGUUGUUUUUGGAGCCACGCGUGACGCAGUCGUCACGAAACUUAAAAGUUUGGUUCAAACCAAAGUUGCUGCGCUAAAAGGAGACGUGUUUACGGACGAGGAAUGGAAUAUUACAAAAUAUCCCUUGACUGCGCUUUAUCAAAACAACAGGAGCCCCACGCUUGAUCCAAAGCCGUACAGAUACAGGGAUAUCAAACGUUUUAGUGUCGCGUUCCUGCAAUCGAAAUUCUACGUUAACGGAACUUCUCCGGGUGAUGUUAAGCAAGGUGAAGUUGGCGAUUGCUGGUUUCUCUCGGUUCUUGCUGCGGCCGCUGCUGUUCCAGGUCUUGUUCAAUCUAUUGCUGUCGAAGUUAAUGAACAAGCCAAGAUCUAUGGCUUUGUAUUCUACAACGACGGUUGGGUUGGUACUAUAGUUGAUGACUACGUGUUUUUCAUCAACAAUACGACUUUGAAGUUCAGCCAGGCCAGAGAAAGUGAGGCGUGGGCUCCGCUUCUUGAAAAGGCAUUUGCCAAGAUCAACGGUGACUACGAAAGUAUCGAUGGGUCAGUCAAUUCGCAAAGAGCACUUGUGGGUCUUGGAGGCAUAAAUUAUAAGGAUUACAAGCUCGCCCAAGUGAAACAAGAUCCUGCAAAGAAAAAAGAACUUUGGAAUGCAUUUAUUGCCACCAAGAAUCCCCGUGAUACUGUAUUUGCCUGCGGUCGCGAUGAGCAUCAUCCUGACGAUCCAAAGGGUCAUGGUGAAGAUAUAAUGGGCCUGAUCUCGUAUCAUGUGUAUAGCUUUCUUCGCGCUGUUAAUUUUCAUGGUAAUCAAUUGGUCGAGGUCCGUAAUCCAUGGGCACAUAAUGAAUGGAAGGGGAAGUGGUCAGAUGAGAGCAGUGAUUGGGCGCCUUAUAAGCAAAAAGAUACAAUACCGGAGUUGAAUUAUUCUCUCGCUGACGAUGGUUCUUUCUUUAUGCUAUUUGACGACUUUUUGAAUGAAUUUGAUGAGGCGGAGAGUUGUGAAUACCCAUUGGCAGUCGCCAAAUAUUUCAACAGGUCUGCCACAAUUUCAACAGAGAGUCUUGUAACAUCUUGGUGGUAUGGCUGCUAUGAUUUUUACUACACCGAUAGAGUAAACCAGUCAAACUUGUCGAAUGUGGAAUUGAUAUUCGAGAGUAGCAGCCCUGACGGGCCGAUUACAGUUAGCGGCAGUGGAAGAGAUGGUAUUGGGCCUUAUUCUAUUGACGGCAACUAUGAUGGUUCAUCGAAAGAUAUUUCCUUUACCAAGCAGUACAUCAAUGUCAAUGCCAAUACGGCCUGGCACUACCAAGGCAAAUAUAACGACGAACUGUUCUCUGGGAUAUGGGGCACUACUGCCAAGCCGAAUAUGGGUAAUUUCUUGAUUAAACAGACUUCUUCUCCCAAAAGAAAAUCAGAUCAAGGGAGUUGGCGUGGAUAUUACUUUGACGUAGAUAACAAGGGCGUCCUGAUGCUAAUCUACAUGACUUUGUGGAAAGAUCUAAAAGGCGUCGAAAUUAUCACUGGCUCUGGUAUAGAUGAAGGUGGUACGUUUACCUUUGAUGGACACAUAUCAGUUGACAAUUCGGUCAGCUUAACCAAGAGAUAUGAAGGUAAUCCGUUGCACUAUAAUGGAUGGAAGAGUGGAAACGCGAUAUUUGGAACUUGGGGCGCUGGAGUGCCCAGUGGCGGUGAUUUUGUGAUUUGGAAAUGUUAG
This is a messenger RNA of Paraglomus brasilianum, 1773 nucleotides long. NCBI's taxonomy places the organism in Eukaryota, Fungi, Glomeromycota, Glomeromycetes, Paraglomerales, Paraglomeraceae. The record is from the annotation of a GenBank genome assembly.